GGCGAAGACCUCAGAGGAAGCUAGCAUGCUGCAAGGGGACUUCAUUCAUUUCCUUCAGUGUUAUUCAGUUUAAAACAAGCAUUUUCUGAACUUUGACAUGACGCUGACACCUCUUGUUUACUGGGCUCAACGUCACGAGGAAAUUUACCUGCGUGUAGAACUGACAGACGCCCAGAAUAUUGAUGUCCAAGUGCAUGAGAAUGUCCUUAAAUUUCAAGCUCUGGGGCGUGGUGCUAAAGGACAGCACAACUAUGAGUUCAGCUUAGAGUUUCUUUUACCAGUAAAAUCAGAGGUGAGCCACAAGUCCACACAGCGGCAGGUAAACAUCACAGUGCGGAAACAGCAGCGAGGCUGGUGGGAAAGGCUGACUGUGCUGGAGCGUAAACCGGUUUUCCUGGUGCCAGACUUUGACCGCUGGUUGGACGAGUCAGACGCUGAGAUGGAGAUCCAGGAAAAGGAGGAGAAAAAGAACAGACUGAAGACUGUGAGGCAUACAGAAGAAGGGUUUAUUAGCCUGAAAACAAGCUUUUUGCUUGUUUACAACCUAGUCCAGUUUCUUGGAUUUUCAUGGAUCUUUGUCAACAUGACCGUACGCCUCUUCAUCUUUGGGCAAGAUUCACUCUAUGACACGUUUCACACCAUAUCGGAUGUGAUGUUCUUCUGCCAGACCUUGGCAGCAGUUGAGGUGUUGAAUGCUGCUUUCGGUGUGGUUCGAACUGGUGUUAUUCCCACUCUCAUACAGGUAGUAGGAAGGAAUUUUGUCCUCUUCAUCAUUUUUGGUAGUCUGGAAGAAAUGCACCACCGACCUGUUGUGUUCUUUGUUUUCUAUCUGUGGAGCGCCAUUGAGAUUUUUAGGUAUCCAUUUUAUGUCCUUGGCUGCUUUAACACAGAGUGGAAAACUCUCACUUGGUUGCGCUACAGUGUCUGGAUACCGUUGUAUCCAUUAGGUGUUUUAGCUGAAGCUGUUGCAGUGGUACAGUCCAUCCCCAUAUUUGACCAAACCAAGCUCUACAGCAUUCCUCUGCCAAAAGCCAUUGGAACUUCCAUCAACUUCUCUUACGUCUUGCAUGUCUAUCUGAUUCUCAUGUUUCUGGGGCUUUUUAUCAACUUUCGGCACCUUUACAAGCAGAGGAAAAGGCGCUUCCGGACCAAAAAGAGGAAGGCACAUUAAUUCUCAGCACUAACAGUAAUCCUCCAAAGCCUCUACUGCCUGCACACAUUUUCAAAGCCGGCCCUGCGUUAGUUCAGAACUUUUUUUUUUUUUUUAAGUUAAUUCCUUUUUUUUCACCCCUUUUGCUCUUAAAAACUUUUUACCAUUCUACAUAUUGUGCAAUGAUGAAAUUGCAGUUACAUUCAUUAGUAAUCAAGUUCUCAUAAACCUAACGUUCUAGAUUAACUGUUAAGAUCAUGCUGGAUGUGAUUUUUUUUUUCUCAAUGAUGUUUAUGAUUGCUCUAUUACCUUAUUUCUCAGCGUCAGGUUCUGAAAAUAUGACCUCACCAUCUUCACCUGAUGUACAAUCAUUGCUUUUUAAAUGAAUGGUAUCCCCAUAAUGCGUUAUUUUCUUUUCUUUCUCAAAAGAUCUGUAAAAAAGUAGUGACCUUUCAGUUCAGCUGAAUGAUCCACAAUGAAUUUUUAUUAUCCUUUCCAUUUAUUAUUCUAAAUGUCCUUGAAUUGUCAUUUUGAUUACUUAUGACACUGAAUAAACAUUUUAGAAAGAUGA
Messenger RNA from Poecilia reticulata (guppy), 1721 nucleotides. RefSeq names its product 3-hydroxyacyl-CoA dehydratase 3 (gene hacd3). The record is from RefSeq and is a predicted model, not a curated record. NCBI's taxonomy places the organism in Eukaryota, Metazoa, Chordata, Actinopteri, Cyprinodontiformes, Poeciliidae. Gene Ontology annotation, molecular function: 3-hydroxyacyl-CoA dehydratase activity. Gene Ontology annotation, cellular component: endoplasmic reticulum membrane. Gene Ontology annotation, biological process: fatty acid elongation; very long-chain fatty acid biosynthetic process; sphingolipid biosynthetic process.